AUGGACGCAUUGUCCCGCCCUGCUGUCGUCAUCGACAACGGCACCGGGUACACGAAGAUGGGGUUUGCGGGGAAUGUGGAGCCCUGCUUCAUCACCCCCACUGUCGUCGACGUCAACGAUUCCUUCUCGGGCUCCGCCCAGUCGGCAGCGAGGGGCACCCCCGCCAGGGGGAACUGGCUCUCUCAGCACAACGCCGCCGGCGUCAUGGCUAACCUCGACUUCUACAUCGACGACGAAGCGCUGGCCCAAUCCUGCGCCAGUAGCUCGCAUAGUUUGAGCCAUCCCAUCCGCAACGGCCAGGUGGCGAACUCUUUCAGGUGGAAUACCAUGGAGAGGUUCUGGCAACAAUGCAUCUUCAAUUACCUCCGGUGCAACCCAGAAGAUCAUUAUUUUAUUCUAACUAAGAGCCCUCUGACUGCCCCUGAGACCCGGGAGUACACCGGAGAGAUCAUGUUUGAGACGUUCAAUAUGCCUGGCCUCUAUAUUGCAGUCCAACCUAUCCUUGCGCUGGCUUCUGGGUACACUACAACUAAGUGUGAAAUGAUAGGUGUUGUAGUUGAUGUGGGUGAUGGGGCUACCCAUAUUGUUCCGGUUGUUGAUGGUUAUGUCAUUGGGAGCAGUAUCAGAUCUAUUCCAAUUACAGGCAAGGAUGUUACCCAGUUUAUUCAUCAACUUCUAAAGGUAGCUUCCUCUGCCUUCUUGUUGACUGUAGAAAGACACUACUCAACCUGUCUAGAUAACGGUACUAUCUACAUUUUACUAUCUACAUUUAAUGGUAAAAUAUCAUGUGCACUGUGCAAUCAACGAAUCUGAAACAUUAAAUCUGUAUCCAAUGGUAACUGCCAUUAUAUUUAUAUCCUUUCACCUCACACACCGUUGAAAUUUGCCAAACCCCCCUGAAAUAGCUACCG
Molecule: messenger RNA, 911 nt
Organism: Zea mays
Lineage: Eukaryota; Viridiplantae; Streptophyta; Magnoliopsida; Poales; Poaceae
Product: actin-related protein 3
Exons: 5
Coding region: 1-813 (270 amino acids)
Source: RefSeq, a predicted model, not a curated record